UAUGUGUGAGUCAGUGUGCGUGUUUGUGUGCGUGUAUAUGUGUGUUUGUCUCCAGCUCUCACCAGGUUGGGUGCGUUACACUGAGGGCUUCCUGCUGCAUCCAUCCGCCUGAAACUAACAAGCGGCGGACUGUCACUGCAGGUUUUUAAUAGAGACAGUGACGCCGGUGGAAACAACCUCUUGACGUCCCUCCCUCUCAGGACAACAAAGGCAGCUCCUCACACACUCGAACCACAGCAGAGCAGCAGUUUGAAAGCUUCCAUCAGACUCAUGACUGUUUGAAGGGACACGGCCCCACCGUGGCCCAUGCACUGUACCCGUUUCCCUCCCUGUCCUCCUUAUCCCUCAAGCUGACGCAAAACCCCAGACACCUUCCCCCCCUCCCCCACCCCCACCCCCACUCCCACCCCAUCCCCAGUGACUCGCCCCCUCCCAACAUGGCGUCCGGCACAGAAACCGUGCACUACAUCCACCUUCACAACUCCAGCCAGUCAGUGCUGGAAGCCCUGCGCACGCAGCGGCGCGAGGGCCUCUUCUGUGAUGUGACCGUGCGGAUACAUGACGCCUCACUACGUGCCCACGCCUGCGUCCUGGCAGCUGGUAGCCCCUUCUUCCAGGACAAGCUGCUGCUGGGUCACUCUGAAAUCUCUGUGCCACCGCUGGUGCCCGCUGAAACCGUGAAGCAGCUCGUGGAUUUCAUGUACAGCGGCUCGCUGGUGGUGCUGCAGUCGCAGGCCCUUUGCAUCCUCACCGCUGCCAGCAUCCUGCAGAUCAAGACGGUCAUUGAUGAGUGCACCCAGAUAAUCUCUCAGAGGAAGGCAGCGGCAGGGGCGGCGAGUGCAGCAGCAGCGGCGGCCGCGGCGGCAGCAGCGGCAGGAGGAGGGAUGCUCGGAGGAGUUCUCCCUAAACAAGAAGAGCGUGGUGGGGGCAAAGGGAGAGAGAGUGGCGGCAGUGGAAGCUGUUCUGUCGGUGGAGCGAGUGGGGGUGGGGGUUACGCAAACUUCUCUAACUUCAUGGCUGAAUGCGGAGCAAGUAACAUGGGUGGUGGGAUGGGGGGUACCGGCGUUAGUGUCAGUGAGAGUGGCCCAGGCCCGAUGGAGCAAGCUAACACCGUGAGUCUGAUGGCGCUGGGCGACAUGGGCCCCGGCUCCAUGUGCGGUGACGGGAUGGGCUCGGGGCCCGGCACAAUCCUCAUGAAGCAGAGCUCCAGCUGUACUCAGGACGUCAGGUACAAGCUCCGAGACCUGUUGGCACAGACGGCCAACGGAGCCAACACUAGUAGCACAGGGAACCUCUCAGCGGGCUGCAGCUCCGGUGUGGGCAGUGUGGACAGCAUCGGCAGGGACAGCCUCCGCGGCAACACAACUGACCUCUCUGAUGACCUGGUGGGGAUGGACAGAUACAGCGAGGAGGAGGACUUGGACGGGAGAGAGCGGGGAAGGGAUGGAGACAGAGAUAGGGGGGCGAGCCACAGCCGCAAGCAGAGGCAGCCGCUAAGACUCCAGGUGCUGGGAGGAGAGGGAGUGGUGGUGAAAGAUGAAGGGGUUCAGGACGCAGAUGGGACCGUCUAUGCCUUGGAGGACGGGAGAAGAGACGGAGAGCAGGAGGGCUCCCAGGAAUCCAUGGCCAGCUUUGGACAGGAUUUCUACGAUGAGCAGGGGGUGUUUUCUGAGAGUUUCUGGCCCCAGAGCGAGCCUCCUCGGGCCAUGGCUUUCAACCCCAGAGGAAGGGUCAACAAGCCUCUGACUCCGCCCCCAACCACGCAGUCCAUCAACAACCAGCUUCUGUUCCAGUACCCAGUGAGCCAGUCGCAGCCAGCUCCGUUCUACGUGGGCGGGCCCAUGGGUGGGAUUGACAGCAUGGCGGGGACAGAGCCCAGUCAGCAGCCUCCGCCCCCGGCGCCGAUGACCCCGGCCCCGCAGCCCUCCACCUCCACCUGCCCUGCAGGCCCCUCCCCUUCCUCCCAGGGAUCUGAGACCUCGUUUGACUGCACGCACUGUGGCAAAUCUUUACGUUCCAGGAAGAACUACAGCAAGCACAUGUUCAUCCACUCCGGUCAGAAACCUCAUCAGUGCUCCAUCUGCUGGCGCUCCUUUUCCCUGCGCGACUACCUCCUCAAACACAUGGUGGUGCACACCGGCGUCAGGGCCUUCCAGUGCUCCAUGUGCGGCAAGCGCUUCACCCAGAAAAGCUCGCUCAAUGUGCACAUGCGCACCCACCGUGCUGAGCGCACCUUCCAGUGCAACGUGUGCCACCGGGCCUUCACACACCGCACCUUGCUGGAGCGCCAUGCCCUGCAGCACGCCCACCACGCCCCCCAGGCCCAAGGCCAGGGGCGUGGAGCCGACAUGACCUCACCUACCAAGCACAGUCCUCCGGCUCUGGGAGGGCCCUCAGGUAUGGCUGGCGCGGCUGGCAUGGUUGGCAGCAUGGCCAACAUGCCCAGCCACGGAGCUUCCUCCACCUAGAGAGAGAGGGAUGGGGAGAUAUAGGGGAGAUAAGGGGGGGGAGGUCAGUGAGCCCACUCCUUAUUUGGUCCUAACAGCCUUGUUGAUGUUUUCUUCUGGUGGGAACAGCACUUACAGGUUCCCAUUGUUUUAGCCUAACGCCACCUUUAAUCAGGGUUCCUACACGGGGCUGGAAGGCCUUUUGAAGUUUGAAACUUGUGUAAAUUCAUGAGGUGUUUUGGAAUUGCACAAAAAGUUUAAAGGAAAAGUUUAGGGGAAAAAAAGUGUAGUUCCCUUUUACUGAAACCCAUCUUAUAUAGUUGUGACCCUCCUUUCAUUUCCCGUGUUGUGACAUUUGUUGCCGUGACGACUAAUCAUAAGCUACAGAGCAACAUCGCUAACAAUCGCACAUCUUGUUGAACAGCUGUUUAAAAAUCCAGUCAAGUUUUUUUUUUUUCGGUGGAAAGAAGUUGUGGAUUUGGAAACGGAGAGUGUGUAGGAACCCUGUUUCAAAGACGCCAGAGAGUCACCAAAGAGGUUAGGAAAACAGAGCGGGUUUGG
Molecule: messenger RNA, 3008 nt
Organism: Seriola aureovittata
Lineage: Eukaryota; Metazoa; Chordata; Actinopteri; Carangiformes; Carangidae
Gene: zbtb45
Product: zinc finger and BTB domain containing 45
Exons: 6
Coding region: 438-2468 (676 amino acids)
Biological process (GO): negative regulation of transcription by RNA polymerase II; regulation of cytokine production; regulation of immune system process
Molecular function (GO): protein binding
Source: RefSeq, a predicted model, not a curated record